This is a messenger RNA of Pterocles gutturalis (yellow-throated sandgrouse), 2241 nucleotides long. It is a transcript of the gene DZANK1, whose product is annotated as double zinc ribbon and ankyrin repeat domains 1. The coding region runs from base 1 to 2241 and encodes 746 amino acids. Lineage: Eukaryota; Metazoa; Chordata; Aves; Pterocliformes; Pteroclidae. Gene Ontology annotation, molecular function: protein binding. Gene Ontology annotation, biological process: eye photoreceptor cell development. The transcript has 20 exons. The record is from RefSeq and is a predicted model, not a curated record.
AUGACAGCUGGCUCUGUCUCGGCUCCUCAGGUCAUACCACUUCGAAUUCCUCUUCCAGGGAAGACUAAACAUGAAAUAGACACAAAUACUCUCAUAGAAAUGAAAUCAGAUGGGAGUAAGCCAGAACUCGUUAGGAAACCUGGCUAUGGAGAGCACAACACUUUUAAGUACAAGGGUCCUAUCGUAUUACCGGUUGGGAAAAUAAUGGUCAAGGCACUGGCAGUUACAAAGGACUGCAGGGAGAGCACAGUUGUAACAAAGGUGUUUCUGGUAGAGUACAAGCAACCAAACAUCCUCUUCUCUGUUGAAGACAAUGGCAAGAAUUUCCUAAAAGAUAUCGCCACACAGGAGAGGGAAGGUGGGAUGUUUACUACAAAACCAAAGCAGAAUGGAGUGAAUGUGGAAAUCAAGCCUGCUUGGAGUGAAGCACCCCAAGAUUUUCAGGACUUGGAAACAGGAAGAAAGACUGCUCACAGGUCCCUGCAAGGACCACAGCUCCUUGCCAGACAUUUGGAAACAACAGAGUGCAGAGAAGAAUCCAUCUCAGCACCACCGCUAGGGUUGUUACAGUUUGCCAGUUCUUCUGCAGCAACUAGCCGGAAAAGCUUAGCAAGCACACAGGUGGCAAGGAUCCAGAGGGAAACAGAUUUCCUCAAAUGUCCACAUUGUUCUGCACCUCGCCUGUCUGACCCCUUGGCUCACUUCUGUCAAGAAUGUGGAUCUCCUAUCCCACCUGUGCCAGUACGUCGCGUCCCACCCCCUGAAGGAGCACAGAUGGCACCAUGUCUUGAAUGCAGACACCUUGUGCCUAUGAACACACCCAGUUGCAUUGUAUGUGAGUCGCCAAUAGCUCCACAGCUGCAGCCCCAAACUGACAUCUGCGUAAAGGGCAAAGUAAUUUGUCAGGCGUGUGGCACAGGAAAUCCUCUUCACCACAAACACUGUGUGACUUGUGAAAGCAAACUGCCUGAAAUACCGAUGCGCCUGUUUGGAGGAGACACCCCCCUGCUUUACCACAGCCAGGAAAGGAAUACAGUUUUGUGCUCCAAAUGCAAUCAUGUUAACCAAUGUGAUGCCCGUUUCUGUGACUGGUGUGGAGCCAAGCCUGGACCUCCUCCGUCCUACUUCAGUUGUUUCAAGUGUGGUACAAGCAACCGUCCAUACGCUCGUUUCUGUGGAUCCUGCGGUGCUUACAUCGAGCCCCCAUCAAGGGUGGGUUCUCGGAGCGGCAGUCCCAUGGAUGCUGGGGGCUUGCUGGGGUUUGCUGAGGCUAAAUGGUUUCAAGCUCCAGUUGCCUGGCAGCCCAAAUCAAGGGCAGAACUGAAAGAAAGAGAAGAUAAAGGAACCCAAACCAUUGGCCUUUUUUAUCCCUCUAGCAAACUGUUGGAAAAGAAGGAGCUUGAGCUGAUUUCACGAAAAGAAAAGCUGGAAAAGAUGAGUGACCGUAAGCCUCUCCUGACAGCCAUUAGUCCUGGAAAAGGUUACUGGAGAAAACAGCUGGAUCAUGUCUGUGCUCACCUUAGAAGCUACGCUCAGAAUAACCUUGGAUUCAGAGCACUGAUUGGAGAACCUCGAAUGGGAAAGAUUAAUUCUGCUGCCAUCCAUGAGGAUGACUGUGAAGUCACGAUUACACUGAAUUACGCUCUCGCUGUGAACAAGGACAUCCAUACUAAUAAACCAGUGAAGUUCAGCAGUCAUUACCCGAAUACUGUAACAGAAGUCAGAGAUGGACAGGAUGGCAGUCAGACUAGUCUUGGCAGAGAUGAUAAUAACCUUUUCCAUUCAAGAGGCAAAAUAAAGAGAACAAAGUCAAGAACACUUACAGAAAAAGAGGAUCAGCUCCCCACAGAGUCCAGACAACUACUGGACGAAUUGGGUCCACAUGGGAAAGGAAGAAUUGCCUCGGUAGAACAAUUGCUCAGUGAAGGAGCUGACCCAAACUCCAUCAGUGAUGAGGACCGACCUGCUCUCACAGUUGCUGUCCUCAACAAGCACGUGGAAGCAAUCUCCCUUCUCGUGCAGAAAGGUGCUGACAUUGACCAGCAGUCAGGACUGGACAACACUGCUCUCCAUGAGGCAGUUCUGCUUGGACUGGAGGGAGAGGAGUGUGUCCAAGUCCUGUUGCGCUGCAAUGUAAGCAUUAAAAAGAAGAAUGCAAAAGAGCAAUCAGCAUAUGAUUUGGCUGUGACAGCUGGAAAUAAUGAAGUCAUUUCAUUGUUCGCAAGUAAGCUUGGACAGUGA